This is a messenger RNA of Caenorhabditis angaria, 904 nucleotides long. The record is from the annotation of a GenBank genome assembly. Lineage: Eukaryota; Metazoa; Nematoda; Chromadorea; Rhabditida; Rhabditidae.
AUGAUGAUAAUUCCACCUUGGAUGAGUGCUUGUUUAUUUGGCCCAAUUUAUGAUUAUCCAGCGAUUGCAGUGGGUCUUUAUGUGGUUUUUUUACUAGGAAGUUCUUCAACGAUUGUUUAUUUAUUGGAAUAUCGAAUGAAAGCCGUGGUCUCUUUGAACAAUUUGAAAAUUUCAAAAAUUGCAAGUGCUUUGAAAUAUCUCUUCUUUCUAACAAAUUUUGUAGUAUUUGGAUGUUUCUGUAACGCAUAUAAUGAUUUUCAAUAUCAAGAGGAUUAUAAACUUGAACUUGAUAAGGUUAGAAUAAAAAAACAACUUAUGGAAUUCAUAAAAUAUUUAGACUGAUGGUCCAUUUCCCAAUUUUAUUUAUUGCAAUAAUUGCAUUCUUUACAAAAUGGACUCUUAUAAAACACUAGUCUUCGUCCUCUUCGCCAUUUUUUCUACCACAAUCGCCGCCAACGCGGGAUUUUUGAUGGCCUUUGUAUCCUACCAUGCGCUAUCCUCCAACCCAACAAUAUUCUCCAAAAGAACAAUGAUCAUACAAAAAUCGUUCCUUCGUAGUCUUUUUCUUCAACUCGGCGUGCAUUUCCUAUUCCUAGUCAUUCCACUAAUCGCUUUCUUUCCCGCUUUUUUAUUGCGACUUUCCAUGGAAAAAUGGCAAUAUUCUGUGCACUUUUUGACGAUUUUAUUCGUUCAACACGGAUCGUUUUCGACUUUGACAAUGUUGAUGUCGAAUAAACAAUUGAGACAUAAUCGUAAGUAUUGUAUUUUAUUUUUGAGUGAAGUUUUAUGUACGUUUUCAGUGAACUUAUUCACUCAGAAUGUGAGAAGAGGACUCCGAUUGAGUUCGAUAAACGAAUCGGACCACACUAUGAAUCAAACAUCUAUCGCACUUAACAUAAGAUAG